CACUGGACAUAACCUUAACUUGUGGAUUGAGAUGCAGGAAUCCAGGGCUGAGGUAACAGGACACUGAGCCUUGGCAGUAAAGCUGACAUUUGAUGUGGGUAAUAAGUAGCAUAGGCACACCUUCCCAUGGUGUUUGCCUAGUGCCCAGUGGGCCUGGCUGCCUGCCACCUGGGAAAGACAUCAGCUCUGUCCUUGUGAGCUCAGGCUCAGUGAAGGGCCAUAAUAUGGUUCCUCUCUGUUAGUUAACAUUUAAAACAGGUCCGUAUUCAGGUUAGUUUGUGUAAAAAAAGAAAAUCUUAGGUGCACUCUUUGGCAUAAAUAUGAAUCUGAAUGAAUUACUUAUGAGGUUUAAUCCUGGCCCAUGUCCUAAACUUGAUCAUUCAUAACCUUUCAUACAAAUUCUUACAAUUAUGAAUUCCUACAAAUGUGCAGUUAUGACAACAUGCUCAUAAACGCCUGUGAUUUAGCCCCAUGUUUGGUGGUUCCUUUGUUUUGGUCUCAAUAUUUUUUCAGAUGUGCUUUUUUUUUUAUUGUAGACCAAGAUAUCUGCUGAUGAUGAAGACAUGCCAAUGUCAGGUCAUGAGCACAGGUUCCGUCUGUUUAGUUCAGUGGAGUACGAAGGGCAGCUUUAUAUGACACCCCUGGACUUCAUCGAGUCAGUUACCAUGAGUGAGCCGAAGAAAAAAAAGUUUUGGCAAGCCCUGACAAAACAGGAUUUACAUAAGAUUCUCUCAGAUACUCCUCCUGUUUGGAAAGGCUCAUCCAGGCUUUUCAGGAACUUAAAUGAAAAAGGCGUCAUCUCAUAUACAGAGUAUUUGUUUCUUCUUUGCAUUUUGACAAAGCCUCAGGCAGGAUUUAGGAUAGCUUUCAACAUGUUUGAUGCAGAUGGCAAUGAAAUGGUGGACAAAAGGGAGUUUAUGGUGCUAGAGGAAAUAUUUCGUAAGAAAAAUGACAAAAACGAUAGAGGUGGAGAGACUGACAGCUCAUCACAACUGAAUGUGGAACUGUAUGGAUAUCCAGGUUCUGUCAGCCAUGCUGUUCUUAAAAAAGAACACCAAGCGUUUGAACCUAGAAGCUUCUGGGAUGUGCUGAAGCAUGGUGCAAGAAUAGUUCUCUUUUCAGAUCUGAUGGAGCAUGUUCAAGAGAACAUUGCUGACACAACUCUGUUGGUGCAUUUCUUUGGAAAAAAGGGAAAAACUGAACUGAACUUUGAGGACUUCUACAGAUUCAUGGACAACCUGCAGACAGAAGUACUUGAGAUUGAGUUCCUUACCUAUUCUAAAGGCAUGACCACCAUCAGUGAGGAGGACUUUGCUCGGAUCCUUCUGCGAUACACCACUGUGGACAACAUCAGUAGCUAUCUGAAGAAUGUGCAUCAGAGCAUACCUGAUGAGAAGGGAAUCACUUUUGAGGAAUUCAGGUCAUUCUUUCAGUUCCUCAAUAACUUAGAAGACUUUGCCAUUGCCAUGCAAAUGUACAACUAUGCAAGUCGACCAAUUGGACAAGAUGAGUUUGCACGUGCAGUCUACGUUGCCACAGGCUUAAAACUCUCCCAGCACCUUGUGAACAUUGUCUUCAAGAUUUUUGAUGUGGAUCACGAUGACCAACUUAGCUACAAGGAGUUCAUUGGCAUCAUGAAGGACCGCCUGCAUCGAGGCUCCUGGGGAUAUCGAGAGGAGAGGUUCACCUCCUUUAAGGCCUGUAUGAAGAAAGAGUUGUCUGGAAAAUAGUUUGGGGAAAAGAAAAAAAAAUACAGCCUUAAUCUUUCC
Ictalurus furcatus (blue catfish) is the source of this 1769-nucleotide messenger RNA. RefSeq names its product mitochondrial calcium uptake family, member 3b (gene micu3b). Gene Ontology annotation, biological process: mitochondrial calcium ion homeostasis; calcium import into the mitochondrion. Gene Ontology annotation, cellular component: uniplex complex. The record is from RefSeq and is a predicted model, not a curated record. Bases 564 to 1730 code for a protein of 388 amino acids. Lineage: Eukaryota; Metazoa; Chordata; Actinopteri; Siluriformes; Ictaluridae. Gene Ontology annotation, molecular function: calcium ion binding. The transcript has 13 exons.